UUUAUGUGUUGUAUCGCUGGUACUAUGCAUAGCGAUGGUCAGUGCCGUGCACUUUGAGCCCCAACAACCUUUUGGUGGCAAAGCUUGGGUAGUGUUGGUGGCAGGCAGUCAUGGUUGGGGCGAUUAUGGAUUUCAAGCAAAUAUAUAUCAUGCUUAUCACAUAGCGGUAGCCCGGGGUGUGCCCAAAGAAAAUAUCAUCGUGUUUCAUUACGAUGAUAUUGCCGCCAAUCCCAGCAAUCCUACACCCGGUGUUGUGGUCAAUACGCCUAAUGGUACUGAUGUUUACGCCGGUGUGCCUAAAGACUAUACCGGCAAAGAUCAUACAGUCAAGAACUUUUUCGCUGCCCUCAAAGGCGACCAAGAGUUGGCUAAAGCAGACAAAAAAGUGGUCAACAGUACACUUAAUGAUCACAUAUUUGUCUAUUUUAUUGACCAUGGUGCACCGGGAUAUGUGCUGUUUCCUAAGGAACAAAUGCACAACACUGACCUGAUCAAGACACUAACCGAGAUGAACGCGGCUAAGCGAUUUGCCAAGCUGGUUUUCUAUCUAGAGGCAUGCGAAUCAGGAUCAAUGUUUGAGAAAGUUUUGCCCAACAAUAUUAACGUAUACGGAAUGACAUCGACUAAUUCAACUGAAUUGGGCUGGAAUUGUUGUCGCGAUACUAAACGACAGGCCUGGGUCAGUUCAUACUUUGGUUAUUAUUGGUACAAAAAUUGGCAAAGCACAGAUUUUGUUAAGGAAACUUUGCAAGAUCAAUUUGAAUACCUGCAUAACACUACUAAUCAAACCGGUGUGAUGGAGCCCGGGCAACACGCUCAGCAUGCUCACCAAUGGGGUGAUCUGUCCAUUACAAAAUUACCUGCUUCACAAUUUCAAGGACCAACACCAUUCAUCCAGGUCAGCAAUGCUGAUUUAGACAAACCAAUUUGUAAUCCGGUUAACACACGGGAAAUGCCGGUACAGAUGUUGGAGAAAAAUAUUGAAGAGACCAACGAUAUGCACGAGAAGUUGAGGUUAACUCAAGAAUUG
This is a messenger RNA of Medioppia subpectinata, 1030 nucleotides long. NCBI's taxonomy places the organism in Eukaryota, Metazoa, Arthropoda, Arachnida, Sarcoptiformes, Oppiidae. The record is from the annotation of a GenBank genome assembly.